Messenger RNA from Eruca vesicaria subsp. sativa (arugula), 1330 nucleotides. NCBI's taxonomy places the organism in Eukaryota, Viridiplantae, Streptophyta, Magnoliopsida, Brassicales, Brassicaceae. The record is from the annotation of a GenBank genome assembly.
GGGGAAGAAUUGGAUUCGUAGCGAAAGAGAGAUAGAAGAGAAGGAAGAAGAUGUCGGGAAUGGGGGACGGGUACGUGGGCACGUCACAAGAUGGGGUGAGGAUACGGAGGCUGCAAAAGCAAAGAGAAGCUGAACGGCGUAAGAUCCAGGAGCUCAAGAGCAAGACUGCCUCCGGUCAGGAACAAUCAGGUCUUCUCCAAUUCGGCUCCAGCUCUUGCGAGAUUCUUGACACUGCUUUCAAGAAGGAAACGGUGGGUUUAGUCACCAGAGAGGAAUAUGUCGAGAAGAGGGUUAAUAUUCGUAAUAAGUUUGAGGAAGAAGAGAAGGAGAAGUUGCAGAAGCUACUCCAAGAGGAAGAGGAGCUUCAACAACAGAAGCGUAACAAGAAGAGAAAGAUCAAGGGAAGCUCCCGCUUAUCUUUUGCUGAAGAUCUUGAGGAUGGCUCUGAUGAAGAUGAUGGAGAAAACAAGACAGCGAACUUACGUUUUGGAAAACUUGGCAAGGACCCCUCAGUGGAAACUAAUUUCCUGCCUGACAGUGAGCGGGAGGCGGAGGAACAAGCUGAACGUGAAAGGCUAAAGAAGCAGUGGACUCGUGAACAAGAGCUGAUUAAAAACGAGCCUCUUCAGAUUACUUACAGUUACUGGGAUGGGACGGGCCAUAGACGAGUUAUCCAGGUUCGAAAGGGUGACGCAAUUGGGAAUUUUCUAAGGGCAGUUCAACAGCAGCUUGCCCCAGACUUCCGGGAGAUACGGACAACAUCAGUUGAGAAUUUGCUAUACGUAAAAGAAGAUCUUAUAAUCCCACAUCAACACAGUUUCUACGAGCUGAUUAUAAACAAGGCUAGGGGAAAGAGUGGACCGCUGUUUCACUUUGAUGUGCAUGAAGACGUGAGAACAAUUGCAGAUGCAACGAUCGAGAAAGACGAGUCGCAUGCGGGGAAAGUGGUGGAGAGGCAUUGGUACGAGAAGAACAAGCAUAUAUUCCCUGCUUCCAGAUGGGAGAUUUACGACCCGACAAAGAAGUGGGAACGGUACACAGUCCAUGGGGAUUGAUUGCUAAAUUGGAUCACUUGGAAUCUUGUUCACAUGAUGACCGAUGAUUUAUCAGAUUUGGUGGUGUACUAGUAGUGGAAUUCUCAUGAAACUUUUUUUUAUUAUCGCUCCUCCAUGAUACCAUUACUUUCUGUCUCUCUUUAUUAAAAAAAACAAAAGAAAAACAACUUGUUUCUAUUUUAGUUUUGAUAUUUUUUAUAUGAUGUAUUUGCGUUAAGUUCAUGUUGAGGACAGAAAUUAAAAGAAUGUUGAAACAAAUAAUUAUGUGAAUCGAU